GCACGGCGCACAGCAGCGUAUAUGGGACUCAGCUCGGCUGGUGCGCGCUCCGACAGACAGUUUGACGUGCGGUCUCCUCCAAGUUAAGAGUGCGAGAUCAUCUGCGACUUCAUCUACUUUCACUGCACCGAAAAAAAGGGUUCAAAAGGUUCAUCAUGGGAAACAGGUUCAGCAGAAGGCGAGAUGCCCCAGCCGACAGUGCUGAAGCUGCUACCACCGAACAGGAGACUGCAGAGGAGCCAGCGGCUACACAACAAGCAGAAGACGCUGGGAUAACGCAGACCGUGGAGACAGAGAACCUAGAUGUGGUGGUGGGGGAGUCAGUGACGCCAGUGGCCUGUUUACCCCGUGAAGAAUGUGUAUCAGAGUGUAAAGAGGUAGAGGCUCCUGCUGCCCCAGCCCCACUAAAUGAUGCUGAACCAGAGCCUGUGACCAAGGAAACCCCAGCUGCAGUCCAAGCUGAGCCUCUGGUUUCAGUCAGUGAACCAGAACCGGUUGCAAAACCAGAACCGGUUGCAAAACCAGAACCGGUUGCAGAACCCGCUCCAGAACCUGUUGCAGAACCCGUUCCAGAACCUGUUGCAGAGCCAGAACCCGUUGUAGAGCCAGAACCCGUUGCAGAACCAGAACCUGUUGUAGAGCCAGAACCUGUCGCAGAGCCAGAACCCGUUGCAGAACCAGAACCCAUUGCUGAAGCUCAGGUUACACCAGAGCCAGCUCCAGAGCCUGUUCCCGAACCCGAGCCUACCUCAGUCCCAGAUGUAGAAGUUGAGGCAGUCCCUGAGCCCAUCCCAGAGUCAAUACCAGCCCCAGCUGAAGCUCUGGAGCAGCAGACAGACAUGCUUACCCAAGAGUCCCUCCCUGAGCCAGUGAUUUCCUCACUCCCUUUGAUUGACCUGGGUGUCCCUGAUGCAACUUCCCAACCUGUUAACACUCCUCCCUCCCCAGCUCCAAUCCCUGCCCCAGACAGUGCAGACGAGCCCUCAGACAUCCUGGUGACUGAGGAGUGCCGAGACAGUGCUGAGGUUUCUGUGAUUUCCACACUUCAGCCGGAGAAGUCUGAGGAAACAUCAGAAUCUCUGGAAAAGCCGAUGGAGGUGGAGGCUGCAGGGAGUUUGGAGCAGCUAGUGAGUGACGUCAACGAGGAAAGUGUCAGCGAACUUCUACAGAACUUAGAGCUGAAAGGAAAUGACCUUGUCGCUGACCUCAUUCCCAAUGAUGUCAAGAUCCCCGAUGACACUCCCAUCACAGACAUGAGCAUUUCCACUGACCUGAUGUGAAUUCAAGGAGGAUUUAUGAUAUAAGUGAAUGGAUAUAUUUCUGUGAAACCCUCUUAACCCUUUACAUGAAAUCUGAAAGAAUCACAGAUGCAAUGUAUUUUUUAUACCUUCAGAGGUGUAAUAAAGGCAAACAGUUAUUUUUCUUUCUAAAUGAACCCAUGUGCCAAAUGAAUUCUGGAAAAAACGGAUGUUUUGUCACACAAAAAAGUCAUUCAUAUAUGUUUUUGAUACAUUUAUACUACCUGCAGGUGUGUGGGUGAGGGGUAAAGGGGCUCAAACACCACAGGGGACAUGAGUGUACUUGAGUGUAUUGUUGGACAACAGAGAUCUUUCUCUAUGCAAUUUCAACAAGAUUCAAACAAGAAUUUAAACAUAUUUCUUGUAGGGACUUGAAGAAAAAGGUGGCAUUGCUAUAUAACAACCCUAUACAAGGGAUGUGUGAUUAUUUUUUUCUUCUUUAUGUUGAUCAAGUACAGAGAGAAAAGUACAAAUCUUUUUAGGUGGAUGGGAAAUGACAGGCAAGGGACAACAGCAAUGCAACCAAAGAUGGAGAUAGUAUGUGCAUACCGCUAUAUGGCAGGAUACAAGAGUCCAAAAACAUUUAUGUCCUAACAUAGUCAUGUUUGGAUCUUGCAGUAUUCCUCUAACAGGUGUGAUCAUCAUUUUAUUGUCUUUUCAAUACAAUAAUGUGAUUUGUUUUAACCCAAGUAGUGGCUUGCUUGUGAAAAUAAAAAUAUUAUUCCACA
Molecule: messenger RNA, 2026 nt
Organism: Morone saxatilis (striped sea-bass)
Lineage: Eukaryota; Metazoa; Chordata; Actinopteri; Moronidae
Product: protein TsetseEP-like
Exons: 2
Coding region: 156-1280 (374 amino acids)
Source: RefSeq, a predicted model, not a curated record